Folsomia candida is the source of this 1613-nucleotide messenger RNA. RefSeq names its product inositol polyphosphate 1-phosphatase (gene Ipp). The record is from RefSeq and is a predicted model, not a curated record. Gene Ontology annotation, molecular function: inositol-1,4-bisphosphate 1-phosphatase activity. Bases 364 to 1527 code for a protein of 387 amino acids. The transcript has 4 exons. NCBI's taxonomy places the organism in Eukaryota, Metazoa, Arthropoda, Collembola, Entomobryomorpha, Isotomidae.
GGAGGAUGUAGCAAAAGUGGAAGCGAAAGUUAUUGAGAUUUGUGGUGUUGUAUCAUUAUUGGAUUUAAUGUAUGAUGAUAAUGGAUGUACGCCACCACUAAUAUUACUCGCGACCAUUUAAUCCAAUGGCAAACGUGACCUUCUCAUCCCCUCCUUGGUUCUAUUAAUGGUUGUUCUUUUAUUUUUUUAGCUAGUUGUUGCUUCCGUCCUAUAGUUUUUGCUCAAUAAAAUAUUUCAUUUUAUUCAUGCUCUCACUGUGAAAACUGAUGCACCGAAACUCGUCGAGGAGAAAUACCCGGGUAUUUUCACGAGAAAAACUUGUUUACAUUUGACAGAUGAGCUAGUUUACACGAGAAAAUCAUCAUGAGGGAAUUUGUAAAAUUGUUGAUCUCAUCUUCGGAGAAAGCUGCAAAUAUUGCGAGAAUAAUUCGGAAUGAUGACAAGCUUUUUCGUCUUCUCGUGGAGGAAAAGCAGGUCGGGGAAAAGAAUGUGAGAUUCGUCCAGGAUUUCAAAACCUUGGGGGACGUCCUUAUUCAGGAGAGUUUGAGAUGGGAGAUUUCCAAAAAGUACCCGGAAAUGGCGAACAACAUUUUUGGAGAAGAAAACAACACUUUCACGAACGGUUUGGGAGAAGUUGUCACCGUCCGGGUUGAGAGCGAGGUGAAGGAAACUGCACAAUUACUGACCAAGGUGAUGGGUGGCGGUGGUGGCGACACGCCCAACUUGGCUGCCCUCACUCUGGCUGAGGAGAUUCAUAGAAAUGUUGGCAAUGCUGGUGACGAAGACGAGAGUUGUAAAGGACUUGAAGAGGACAUACCCGAGGAUGGUGUCAUUAGUGACUAUGCAGACGUAGGCAUAUGGAUUGACCCCAUAGAUGCCACAAACGAGUACAUCAAGGGGUCACCACUUGCCCCGAAUAGUUCUACUGGUCAAGAGGAUAAAGUCGAGAAAGGAGGACUUCCCUGUGUGACCGUUCUCAUCGGAGCUUUCCACCUUCACUCUGGCAAACCCAUCGUGGGCGUCAUCAACCAGCCAUUUCACACCCUCUCCAGCGACAACAAGUGGAGUGGGCGCACCUUUUGGGGAACGAGUCAUCCCUCGUGUUCAAAGUCGAGCAGGAAUAUUCCCCCAAAGCAGUCACACCGCCGCCCAUCCUUGAUCUUGAGUUCGUCCGAGGACGCCGCUCUGAAGGCGAAGCUGGGGAAGGACUUCGAUUUAGUAACCGCUCCUGGAGCAGGUUACAAACUACUCGCCGUGAUUCUGGGUCUGACUGACGCGUACAUUUUGUCAAAGGACACCACUCAUUUUUGGGACAGUUGUGGCCCUCACUCCAUUCUGCACGGGUUGGGCGGUGGGAUCGUCAACUUUCACCAACUCCUUGCACUCGACCAAGUCGAAGAACUCCCACAGAUUUCAUACUCAGUGGAUAAUGAGGUCGCCAAAAGGGCCCAUUUCGCCAAUUUGGGUGGCAUCGUUGCAUUCCGGGACAUUGAGACUCUAACCCUUUUACGGAAAUGUUUAAAAUAGCCGUAUACAUAAUUACGCCAUUUUACAAAUAAUUUAUGCAAAUACAUUCCAUUGCUGCACAUAAAGAAACUGUCGAAGAAAAAAAA